Molecule: messenger RNA, 3311 nt
Organism: Orcinus orca (killer whale)
Lineage: Eukaryota; Metazoa; Chordata; Mammalia; Artiodactyla; Delphinidae
Gene: SOX9
Product: SRY-box transcription factor 9
Exons: 3
Coding region: 392-1921 (509 amino acids)
Biological process (GO): morphogenesis of an epithelium; positive regulation of chondrocyte differentiation; oligodendrocyte differentiation
Cellular component (GO): nucleus
Molecular function (GO): DNA-binding transcription factor activity, RNA polymerase II-specific; RNA polymerase II cis-regulatory region sequence-specific DNA binding
Source: RefSeq, a predicted model, not a curated record
UUAAAGAGCCGCUGGGCUGGGAGUUGGAGAGCGGAGUGCGGAGCUUGAAACUGACUGGGAACUUGAGUGGCGCCGCGACUUGCCAGUUUCACUCCAGGAACUUUUCUUUGCAGGAGGAGGAGAGAAGGGGUGCAGUCGCCCCCCGCUUUUUGCUUUCUUCCCCCCCUCCUCUCCAAUUCGCCUUCCCCCACUUGGAGCGGGCAGCUGCGGGCUGGCCCCCGCGCGCCUUCCUAAAAGCUCGCCGCUGCGGCCGAGUGACGCGCCAGGCUCCCCGGGAGCCGCUCGCCCCGCGUCCGGGCAGCCGAGGGGAGAGUAGCCCGCGCCUCGAGCCCCCGAGCCGCCGCGGCUUCUCGCCUUUCCCGGCCACCCGCCCCCUGUCCCGGGCCUGCGUAUGAAUCUCCUGGACCCCUUCAUGAAGAUGACCGACGAGCAGGAGAAGGGCCUGUCCGGCGCCCCCAGCCCCUCCAUGUCCGAGGACUCGGCGGGCUCGCCCUGCCCUUCGGGCUCCGGCUCCGACACCGAGAACACGCGGCCCCAGGAGAACACGUUCCCCAAGGGCGAGCCGGACCUGAAGAAGGAGAGCGAAGAGGACAAGUUCCCCGUGUGCAUCCGCGAGGCCGUCAGCCAGGUGCUCAAGGGCUACGACUGGACGCUGGUACCCAUGCCGGUGCGCGUCAACGGCUCGAGCAAGAACAAGCCGCACGUCAAGCGGCCCAUGAACGCCUUCAUGGUGUGGGCGCAGGCGGCGCGCAGGAAGCUCGCCGACCAGUACCCACACCUGCACAACGCCGAGCUCAGCAAGACGCUGGGCAAACUCUGGAGACUGCUGAAUGAGAGCGAGAAGCGGCCCUUCGUGGAGGAGGCGGAGCGGCUGCGCGUGCAGCACAAGAAGGACCACCCGGAUUACAAGUACCAGCCGCGGCGGAGGAAGUCGGUGAAGAACGGCCAGGCGGAGGCCGAGGAGGCCACAGAGCAGACGCACAUCUCCCCCAACGCCAUCUUCAAGGCGCUGCAGGCCGACUCGCCGCACUCCUCCUCCGGCAUGAGCGAGGUCCACUCCCCCGGCGAGCACUCCGGGCAAUCGCAGGGUCCACCGACGCCACCCACCACCCCCAAAACCGACGUGCAGCCGGGCAAGGCUGACCUGAAGCGAGAGGGGCGCCCACUGCCAGAGGGGGGCAGACAGCCCCCCAUCGACUUCCGCGACGUGGACAUCGGCGAGCUGAGCAGCGACGUCAUCUCCAACAUCGAGACCUUCGACGUGAACGAGUUCGACCAGUACCUGCCGCCCAAUGGCCACCCGGGGGUGCCGGCCACGCACGGCCAGGUCACCUACACGGGCAGCUACGGCAUCAGCAGCACAGCUGCCACCCCGGCGGGCGCUAGCCACGUGUGGAUGUCCAAGCAGCAGGCGCCGCCGCCGCCCCCGCAGGCGCCCCCGCCGGCCCCGCCGGCGCCCCCGCAGCCGCCCGCGCAGGCGCCCCCCCAGCCGUCCGCGCAGGCGCCCCCGCAGCCGCCCGCGCAGGCGCACACGCUGACCACGCUGAGCAGCGAGCCGGGCCAGGCCCAGCGAACGCACAUCAAGACGGAGCAGCUGAGUCCCAGCCACUACAGCGAGCAGCAGCAGCACUCGCCUCAGCAGAUCGCCUACAGCCCCUUCAGCCUCCCGCACUACAGCCCGUCCUACCCGCCCAUCACCCGCUCGCAGUACGACUACACUGACCACCAGAACUCCGGCUCCUACUACAGCCAUGCGGCGGGCCAGGGCUCCGGCCUCUACUCCACCUUCACCUACAUGAACCCGGCGCAGCGGCCCAUGUACACCCCCAUCGCCGACACCUCCGGGGUCCCUUCCAUCCCGCAGACCCACAGCCCCCAGCACUGGGAACAGCCCGUCUACACACAGCUCACCAGACCUUGAGGAACGCUUAGAGAGCGACGAUGGCCAUGAUGAUCGUAAAAAGAACCCAAGAAAUAACGCAACCAACCAGAAUUUCCUUUGGACAUUUUUUUUUUUCUUACCUUUAAAGACAUGUACGCUGAAGGCAAGUCGAACUCAGAUUACAAGACAGAAACAUUGACUAUCCAAACGCAUUACCACCUUGUUGUGAAUCAGUGGCCAGGCCACUCUUGGCUAGACGGACCAGCAGAACCGACGGGAAACUGGACUGGAAACCUUCAAAGCAAGCGUGGAGGGUGAUGGAGAUUCGUGUGACCAGUUGGCUCAGUCUCUCUGCCUGUUUGGACUUUGUAAUUAUUUUUUAGCAGUAAUUAAAGAAAAAAGUCCUCUGUGAGGAAUAUUCUCUAUUUUAAAUAUUUUUAGUAUGUACUGUGUAUGAUUCAUUACCAUUUUGAGGGGAUUUAUACAUAUUUUUAGAUAAAAAAAAUUAAAUGCUCUUAUUUUUCCAACAGCUAAACUACUUAGUCGAACAGCGUGCCCUAGCUUUUCUUGCAACCAGAGUAUUUUUGUACAGAUUUGCCUUCUCUUACAGACAAACAGACAAAAAAAAGUGUGUGUUGUAUUAACCUACAGAAGCCACAGAUUUGUGUUACGUGAUCAGUUUGGGGGGUUAGCUUUGCUUAAUCCCUCGGGCUUUCUGAUUCAAGGAGGAGUUGCCGUAGAAAAAUCAGGGCCUUACUUUGCAAAUACGGAAGUAAACAAUAGUCUAGAGACGAUUUGGUAAGCAUUUGGUAAGCUUUAUCAUAUAUAUGUUUUUUGAACGAGAAAAACACCUUAAAGCCUUAAAACCAUGCUGCUGGAAAAUCCUUGUGCCCUCUUCUAGUGCAUUUAUCCUCCUGUGUUUGCUCGCUCACCGCAACCUUAAGAAAGAAGCAAAAAGCAAGCAAAGGAGACGAAAUCUGUUUGGGGAAUGUUUCAGCAGCCAAUACGGUGCCCCAGCACACUGCCCCCUGGUUGCCUGCCCGGGCCCCAUGUGGAACACAGAUGCUAGAAUCCUCUCACUUACACUGUCACCUGUGCCUCUCUGAAAACCAGCAGUUAACUUCAAGACAUUCCAUGUGCUAAGAUUAUUUAUUUUGUAAGGAGAGGUUUUAAUUAAAAACAACAAAAAAAUCUUCCUCUUUUUUUUUUAAUUUUUUAAAUUUACCUUCUUUAAAAUAGGUUGUUGGAGCCGCGUCCUCAAAGGGUAUGGUCAUCUGUUGUUAAAUUAUGUCCUUAACUGUAACCAGUUUUUUUUAUUUAUCUCUUUAAUCUUUUUUUUUAUUAAAAACAAGUUUCUUUGGAUUCCUUGUCCUAGAUUUGUAUAAAUGCCUUUUUGUCUGUCCUUUUUUUUUUUCCUCUUUGUUGUUUU